CUCGCCACUGCUCCCGACGUUUAUUUAUCUGAGAUUCUGCAGAAAUGCUGGAAAAGAAGAAGGUGGUUCAAGUGGAGUUCAAGCCGCGCGACGAUGGCGUGGAGUUGGAGAAUCAGUUUAUAAUGCGUUUUCCCAAGGAAUAUGCAACUAUAGUGCAUGAGGCGAUACAAGCAGGCAACGUAAAGGACAGACUGAGUAUUCAACUUGAUCAAGAUUUGCGCUAUGGUGAAGUACGUUUGGACGAUAGACUCCUUUACUCCAAACUGGUCGAUUUACCCACCAUUGUGGAGAGUUACAAGACAAUAGACAAUAAAAGUUUCUAUAAGUCCGCGGACAUAUGCCAACUGCUGAUUUGCAAAGAGGAUCCUGAAGAUGAAACUGAGAAGGAGUCUCCUAACAAAAAUAAGAAAAAAGAUCCCAAUAAAGUGGACAAGAAAUAUCUGUGGCCACAUGGCAUUACACCACCCUGCAAAAAUGUUCGCAAGCGGCGCUUCCGAAAGACCCUUAAGAAGAAGAACGUGGAGGCCCCAGAAAUUGAAAAGGAGGUCAAACAUCUGUUACGCAUCGACAACGAAGCUGUUCGCGUCGAUUAUGAGCUCAUCAACGAGGAAGUGAAGCCGGGCGAUGAGGCCGAUCAGCCGGACCUAAAACCAUACAACGAAGCAGAUGAAACACAGGACGAUACAAUGCAUGCCAGCGAGAAGACUAUUAAUGAAAGUACAUCACAACGUGAUAUAAAUGUGGAAACUGAUGAUGACGAGACAAGCAAUUUCGCUACAGAUCGUCUAGCCGAUCCUCGCCUCGCCGCGCAGGAAAUUUUCGGCGACGAAUUGUCGACCACCGAUUCUGAAGGUGAGGGUGGUCAGGGCAAUCAGACGCGUGGUCCACGCCAUGAAAUGGAAGAGUCAUCACGUCUUUCUGGCGAUGAUUCGCGCAUGUCUGAUUUCUUCGGUGGAUCUGGUGCGGUUAGUCGUGGUGGGGACACCACUGGCACUGCAAAAAUGGAGCAUCAGGAAUUCAACAAAUCCAUGUUUGGCCGCGAUACGACAAACAGUCCCAAACUCAGUGCUGCUGGCUCUAGUUCAAAUUUGGCUGCUCCGAGCGGAUUCUACGACAGUGGCAUGGGGACAAAACGCGGCGAUGAAUUCGAUGCCAUGAUGGAGUUUGCCGACGACCCCCAACCGCAAUAUUCGCAGCAACAGGUGCAGGAGAAGAUCAGUCUAUUGACUCGUCAAAUCAGUGACUUAAAGGCACAACAAGCACAAAAAUCAACAGAAAUUGCUUCAAUACAAAAUGCGACACUGAAACAGCGCAUGCAAGAAACUUUGGACAAUUUGUACACUCAGGUAAUUGAGCGAGAACUGGAGCUCAAGGAAUUUGAGAACAUGCUGGAAUCGUAAGCAUGGAUAAUGUAAGCGCUUUAUCUUUUUUACAUAAGAUAGAAAAUUACUAAUUUUAACAUAACAAAAAAUCGGACUAUGAAUUUCCAGCAAUUACCGAACAAAAGAGUUCGCAUUUACAAAACUUCAGGAGCAUCUGGAAUUCGUAAAACUUUAAACCAUGCAUAUAAUUUCAAUUUUAUUUUUUUUUUUAAAUUCAAAUGUUGGUAAUUGAAGACUCAAUAAUGAAAACAAACUAAGAAUAUGACCAAAUUGAUCCAUUUU
Molecule: messenger RNA, 1664 nt
Organism: Scaptodrosophila lebanonensis
Lineage: Eukaryota; Metazoa; Arthropoda; Insecta; Diptera; Drosophilidae
Gene: Taf7
Product: transcription initiation factor TFIID subunit 7
Exons: 2
Coding region: 45-1400 (451 amino acids)
Biological process (GO): transcription initiation at RNA polymerase II promoter; RNA polymerase II preinitiation complex assembly
Cellular component (GO): transcription factor TFIID complex
Molecular function (GO): RNA polymerase II general transcription initiation factor activity
Source: RefSeq, a predicted model, not a curated record